AUGAGUCGUAGUUGUGUUAUCUCAUGGUCUGCACCUGAUGAUUCAUUAACACCAGUAUCACAGUAUCAUGUUUGCGUUGAUGGUAUUGUUCGUGCUGUAGUACCAGGAUCUUUCAAGUGUAAAGCAUUGAUUGAAGAUAUCGAUUUAUCAAAACCUAUUAAUCUAUCAGUGCGUGCUGUAACCGAAAAUAGACAUAGUCCAGAUGCUGCAUGUACUAUUUCAUUGGGAAAAGAUGCACCAAUAGCUCCACAACAUGUUCGUAUCUGGUCGAUAACACCAAUAUCAGCAUGUGUUUCAUGGUAUCCAAGUAAUAGUAAUGCGGAACAUGUUAUUCUUCUCAAUGCGGUAAAAGUUGGAAUGUGCCCACCUUCUGUCUUUCAGGUGCAGCUGAAUGGUCUUUUACCUUCAACAAUCUAUCGCAUCUCUGUGCGUACCAAACAACCGAAAGCUGUCUUAGAGCAACGACCUGUCGAACGCUGCUGCGAUUUCAAAACGCUGCCAAAAAUCGGUCUUCCGGAUCCGCCUUCUAAUGUACAGGUUGAAAUGGGUCCACAACCUGGUACACUUUUGAUUUCCUGGACACCGGUCACUAAUCAACCAUUACCACCAUCUCGUGCUGCUGUAAAUUCCUAUCUAAUUUAUGCUGAUGGUCGUAAUAUUGCUCAAGUGCCCAGUGUAAAUGGUGCUUAA
Cercopithifilaria johnstoni is the source of this 690-nucleotide messenger RNA. Lineage: Eukaryota; Metazoa; Nematoda; Chromadorea; Rhabditida; Onchocercidae. The record is from the annotation of a GenBank genome assembly.